UUCAAAACCUACUACAGCACAUUCUUGGUUUGAUUCCCUUUUCGUUUAACUAUUUUAUUUAAUUCAUCAAGCUUUUGUUUAAUAAUCCCAAUUUUUGUUCCCGUCCCAAUCUCCUCUACAGAAAACGUUUGUUUAUAUUGGGCCAUUUUUUGCAAUCCAACCUCCCUCUGUUUUUCUUCUUCCUCUCCCGUCUGUUCUUCUGAUUCUUCAGCCAACAAAGAAAGAAACCCCAGUUCCCAAGUUAUGGUGAGCAAUCCAGGACAGCCGACGAUGAUCAAUGAAGAAGAAUUCAAGGAAGCCAUGGAAGCAAGCAAGGUUGAAGUCUCAGCGUCACCUUCAGCUUCUCGCCCAGAUUCCCCAGUGCAAACUAACAGCAGACCUACCAGCAUGGUUAUCAAGAAGGCGCAUUCAGUAAUCCCAGCCCAUCUGAUCGCCGAAGCCAUCUCAACUCUACGGGGACUCGACCUUCGGUGGUCGGGACCCAUAACUCCGACCGAAAUGGACUACGUCAAACAAUAUGUCUUCGCCAAAUACCCUCAAUACUGCAACGGCAUCCUCAACGAAAGCGAAGCACUCGAUUUGGCCAUUACCGGGGAAGAAGAAUCCUCGGAACCCAACACAAAAAUUUCCCCCAAAAACCCCUCUACGCCGUCGUUUAGCCGGAGCUUCUCCGAUCUGGACAGAACCCAACUGGAAUCGUCCCGCCUACUCGACAUACUGGCCAAGAAAUCCUCAUUCAAGGGCAAUUUCAUGUCGAUCCCAGAAAUCCAGGCAUCGAAUCGAGCCCUGAAGCACUGCGGGCUGAACGAGAAGGACUAUCUGGUCAUUUUCAUGCCGACCCAGAGAGAUGCUCUGGCGAUGGUGGGCGAGAGCUACCCUUUUUUCAAAGGGAACUAUUACAUGACAAUCGUCGAGGAAACGGGCGACGGGAUCCGCGAAUACGCCGGUAGAAAAGAGGCGAAAGUGGUUCCGAUGCCGGAGAGUUGGUUAGAUCUGAGAAUCAAAGGCUCCCAGCUAAGCCAGUACUUUCGGAGAAAGUGUAAGAACACUCCAAAGGGGCUUUUUGCGUAUCCGGCCGCGGUGAAUGGGCUUAGGUACUCGAUGCAUUGGAUCUCCGAGGCCCAUCGGAACUCGUGGCAUGUCUUGUUGGACGCGACGGGGUUGGUUAUGGGGGAGGAGAGGCUGGCGCUGGCCAUGCAUCGGCCGGAUUUUGUACUGUGUGGAUUGGAGAACAACGGCGGCGGCGGGCAGGGGAAUGGGAAGAAGGUGAGUUGUUUGUUGGUGAGGAAGAACUCGUUUGAUACCUCUGCGGCUUCUGGGUGAGGGGGGAUUUUGUAAAUAAAUAAAAGAUGGGGGAUCUGAGUUUUAAUUGUUGCUUGGAUCUCUUAUUAUGUUAUGUCCCUCCACUCUUGUGGGACUUGUGCGAUUGAAGGGAUGUGAUUUUGUGUUGGGGAAUCUAAACUUGUGAAGGGGUUGGAAUCUAAUUGGAUUAAUUAGCUUCUAAUUGAUUGGUAUCCCAAAAUGAUUGUCAAACUUUAGUUGUGUCAUUGAUAAACAUUGAAGACAGUGGUGAAUACUCCAUCUAAAUAAAGGUAAAUUUGCGGAGAGUAGAGUUGGGAAACCGUUUGACUAGUGAUGAGCAUGCUUUCGUCCGGUUGAUCAUCCAAGGCUUUGAACAAAUUAGCCAGGAUAUUUGAUAGGGCAAAAGCGUAUAUGUCAAUUUCCUAUCUCGUAGUAAACCGGAAAGUCCCGGUAUCGUCUCUCAGGGACUGGUACAACCUUAAGUUCUAUCAAUUUUAUUGAGCAAACUAUAUGUGAAAAUGUUUAAUGAGAUGAAACUAUGAUCUAAUAGCAAAGUAAUUAAACAAAAAAAGCAAAUUAAAGUGUCGGGUUUAAUUCAAUGGAGAAAGCUCUAGGAGAAACACCGGGAUUCACUACCUAUCCUAUCCAGAUUAAUUCACAGAUGCCAAUCAAUUUAAUCCAUACCUCUACAGCCUGGAUAUCACGAAUGUGCUAGCUAUCCGUGUCGGGAAUUACUACGUACCAAACAAUUAAAUCAAAUCCUACUGUCGUAGCUCAAUGACCUAAUUGUUUAGCCUGAAGAUCGAUAUCCUAUUUAAGACUGCAUAGCACCUUAUUUAAUCCACUGUCGCUUCGAUAAGUUACUAUGUCACAUGAAAUAUGUUCGGUUAAUAGGGUUUCACUGUCGCUAAUAACCUAAUUAACUACAAAUCGUUGUAUUGGUGGCCAGUCAACACAAAGCAUUAAGCAAUUUCACGCAAUAGAGAUUGGAAGAAAAGAAUCAUGAAUCAAUCCAUCAAAUCAAGAACUAGCUACAUCCUAUGGUGUUUCUCCCAGAAAUCGGGGUUUAGUUCAUGACGAAAAUAAAACACACAAUCAUGUUCAUAAUCAUCAUACUAAUGAAAGGAGAAGAAACAAAAAUACUGAGAAUUUUCCAAACGAUGCUCGUCGAUCCGCGUCUGCGCUUGCUUCUCCCCCAGAAUUUCGCCUGCUACCUUUUCUUUCGAAUGCCGCUGCCUUUUUCCAAGAGAAUUAUCUCCUCCAAAAAACCCCAACCAAACUUGCCUGUCCUUUUUUUUAUUAUAAUUCCGUGUCCCAAUUAAUUGGCUGCUCCACAAAUUGAUUCCCUCCUUCCUUACGUUGCCAGAGAAUUCACCACCAAAAACCCCCCUUCCGUCCGUAAUUUCUUGGCCCAAUUUUGCCUCUCCCAUUAAAACCAUCCUAGCAAUUUUUCGUGGCCCACCCUCCUUCCAGGCCCACGUGAGUAUUCCAUCAAUUAUUCGAGCCCGAUUGAUUGCUUAUGCAUUCGCUUCUUUUUCGUGCUUUCUCCACCUGUAACAUAUCAAACUCAUGGCACUAGGCAGUAAUGGUUUUUCAACCAUUCUCGGGUUAGCGAGCCCUAAAAUAGCACCAAUUGGCUAAAACAUACCACGGAUAAUCACAUAAAGUCCAAGAAUCCGA
Molecule: messenger RNA, 2982 nt
Organism: Linum trigynum
Lineage: Eukaryota; Viridiplantae; Streptophyta; Magnoliopsida; Malpighiales; Linaceae
Source: the annotation of a GenBank genome assembly